Linum trigynum is the source of this 207-nucleotide messenger RNA. The record is from the annotation of a GenBank genome assembly. Lineage: Eukaryota; Viridiplantae; Streptophyta; Magnoliopsida; Malpighiales; Linaceae.
AUGGCCAUCACCGCCGUCUCCUCCCUCAAAUCCGCCCUCCUUCACCCAAUCUCCGCCGCCCCCGUAGACUACGCCAUCUCCCUCGACCUUUCCCCACCCUCCACCCACGUCUUCCACUACCACGGCUCCGGCGGAUUCCUCCGCGAGUGUGCCAACUGGGAUCCCCCGCCGGCCGGUUCAUCGUCUCCCUCUUCAAAGGCGGCAUAA